Messenger RNA from Porites evermanni, 3387 nucleotides. Lineage: Eukaryota; Metazoa; Cnidaria; Anthozoa; Scleractinia; Poritidae. The record is from the annotation of a GenBank genome assembly.
AUGUUGAUAUUUAUUUUUGUUUGUAAAAGGCAUGAAGUUACGCACCAUCGCAUUGUUUGGGAACAGUAUGAGGCAGGGAAAGAAAGGGAUGUUAUGGGAUUUUACCACUGUAGAAUGUCAUAUGGCCUGGUCUUCUCAACAAAAUCCACCAGAAACAGGUAUGAAAAAACUAUAAGUCUGAGUCUUAAUUAUUUUGCCCUCUUAUGCUCAGUUCAUUUCAGUUGACUAAUGAAAAUGUAAGUGUCCUAUAUAAUUGUCACAAAAUUAGUUGUCAUUGAAGAUGACAAAGCCUGGUUAAUAGAAGCAACAUAUUGGUAAGAGCAACUAUUAAAAAUGCUCUUUUUUCCUUAAGUAGACAUGAAAGCACAGCACAUUCAGGCACCACUGUCCAGACAGAGCAAGAUCAGCAAGAUGGGGCAGGGAAAGAGGGAGCAAAGGGAGAUUUCCUAUUUAACUACCAUCAGGCAAAGCUUACCUUUGGACUUAUCUUGUUUGAGUUUGAUGAUGCUAUUAAAGAAGGGGAUGGUGAUAGGCUCCAUGAUUUUUACAGGUUUGGCUUGCUUUUGUUCAAAGCAUAUGGCAAGAUCAAAUAUGCUUACGUAAUCUUGCUUUACUUGGCCAAAAUUAAGGCGAUAUUGUUAGAAUCAGAUGCACAUGAUCUUAAAUGGAACAGAACAUUUAACAAACGUUGCUUUCCAGGAAUGAACAUUCCACUGGACUUGCGAACUGAGCAGUACAAUCGUGAUGUAAAAUGCAUGUGGAAGGCACUUUGUACCAAUAUUGAUGAAGAUUCAGCAGCAAGAGUAGCUAAUACUGUUGAGCCAAUGGAAAACAUUUAUGAUUCAAUAAGGAUUGACUGUGGACUGCCAGAAAUCCGAGGUUACAGGUCUGGAGGAAAUCCUGUAGAUAGGAGUUCAUCCAUUUCACAAGUACAUGCCUUUAAUGUUACUGAUUCUUAUUACAGAAUGACAAGGAAACUAAACUAGAGCAACGCGGGAUGACAGAGUAGUACCCAGGCCCCUAUCUUAGAAGUUGGGUGAAUUAACAUAUUAUGCUCUAUCUCCCCCCCAAGUCUUUAAUGUUCCUGUGGAGUAGUACUGAGAAUUUUGACGAAGGGCAGUAAAGACUGAUAUGGUUGAAUAUACAGCUGUAAUCUAACACAACAACAAAAAUAAAGGAAAGUUUUAACAGUCAGUGUCACUGAUUUGCUUGAGAUGUUCAUCAGCCAAAGUUUUUAUUGUGCACUGUUCUAGGAGGCCUUUCUUGUUGUAAUCCAUCAAUCUCUGCACAGCUAAGGGCGGCCUCUUUGGUAGUGGCUGACCUGCAGGGGAAGAUGUAACAGGGGUAGUUGGGCUGGCAAUUGUAGGCAGUGGAGAAGCAGGAACAUCCGAGGAAGGCGUGACUGGUGGGGGUGGGGACGCAGCUUCGGGGGCUGGUGUUUGGUGGCUGGGGCGGUGCGGGGGUGUUUGUGCAAUAGGGCCCCCGGUGGCUGGAGCCUGUAACUGAUCACAUGGUGGGGCAGCUAGUGUGCUGGCUGGGCUUGGCAGGGAGGGUGGUGUGGUGGUAGGCUGGAACAGCGGCCUGGAGAUGUGUCAGAGGUCAUCAUCGACAGUUCGCUUGGGUGGCGGUGUCUGCACAGGGAUGUAUUGCCGCAGAAACUGGCAUCGGUGUCGAGGCUGCCAGUGGUGCUGGUGUUAUUAGUAAUCAUUUGUUUGACAGUUUUUACAGCAACUUCUGCCCUGCAGUUUGAGUGCGGAAAUGCCACAGAUGACAAGCGGUGGUACACGCCCCAGUCUGUCAGGAAUUGCCAUGUAACAGUGGCAGUGAAUUCGGGGCCACCAUCCGUCGCACAUUUGUCAGGAAUGCCGAAUGUGGUGAAUAUGCGGUGUAAACAGGAGAUCAGGCCUUGGGAGCCCUCAGUUGCGCGUUCAAUGAUGGGCCAGUUUGAGUAGCGAUCAACUACGAUGAGGUAGUGGAAGAAAUCAGCACAUAUGCACUGGAAGGGGUAUGCUGGUGGCACAGGAGGAGAUGGUGGCACGCUGGGUUGGGACUGCUAUAGUACGCAGCGCUGAUGAAGCUGAUGAUGCCAGCUGGUCGUUGAUUGCAAGGGAGCAUAAUGCGAACGGCGGCUUGUCACAGGGGAUAUGAUCCAGGAAUGAGCACUGGUAUGGAUCAGGUGGGGGUGGAGUAGGUGAAUCACUGGUGGUGGCGAUGUCAUCUGGUAGGAUCAGCAUUUCUGGGGUUUUUGGGCCAGUGGGGUGGCGGGAUAUGGCAUCAGCUGAUUUGUGCCGAAUGCCAGGGAUGUAUACCAUUCUGAAUCUAUAAUGCAGGGUCUUCUCCUUGACGUUACGGAGUCUAGCGUUUGGAAUGUCCUCGAGGGAUCGAUCACAGAGCACCUUGAGCAGGGGCUUGUGAUUGACAGCAACAGUCCAGUCACUGCAGCCAAGGAGAAAGAAUCUGGCUUUAUCAAGGGCAUUGGCAACGGUGAGGGCCUCCCCCUCAAUUGGGGAGUAGCCUGACCUUGGGUGUUCCUUGUUAGGUCCUUGCAUACACGACCUUGUUUUUGCCCGUAACUUUAGUUGCCUCAAUGUAAUCCUGCCAGCGAGUUAGAAAAUAUGACCAUUCCUCGCUGGAUCCUGCAGCAGAUGCUGUGUGUCGUCGGACCUUUACGACUUUGGUGGCUGGCAGUGCAGCGCUGGCCGGUGAAGCGGUGUGUAUGCCAGUUGAGUGGACCGAUAGCAACACGGCAGCGAGUUCAUCUUGGACGUUUUCCGUUUCGUAUGUGCAUUCAGGGAACGGCCACUGGUAUUUUGGCAUUAUUGUCUUGUGUGUGCCGGGAAGGUCCUUUGUGUUUUUUGUUGUCCUCGUUGUCGUUGUUUUGCCCGCUCCUCGUGGUGCUGUGAGUAUAGGGGAAACAAGAUGGCAGUGGAGGUGAUGCGAAGAUAUUCGUCUUUAUGGCAAUGUAGGACGCUUGUCGUUGAUUGCUUUGUCAGUGGUUGAUUCCUUAGCUCAGAGUAGCCUUGUCAUAGAUAGGAGUUCAUCCAUUUCACAAGUAUAUUUCUUUAAUGUCACUGGUUGUUGUCACAGAAUGACAAGGAAACUAAACGAGAGCAGUGCGGGAUGACAGAGUAGUACCCAGGCCCCUAUCUUAGAAGUUGGGUGAAUUAACAUAUCAUUAUGCUAUAUCCUGAAGUUGCCAUUUACCAAUUGAUCUGCGAUUUAAUGCAAAUUUCUGCAUUCAAACAUAAUCCAGGCAGGGUAGGGCACCCAUCCUUUCCUGAAUUCUCAUCUAAUUUAUUGCAGAAUCUUGAUUACCGUGAUCUACACACGUGGAUGAAUGGGCUUAUAAAGACACGGCAGCCUGUCUACAAAUUAAACAGAGUUUAA